Messenger RNA from Nymphaea colorata (pocket water lily), 1824 nucleotides. Its product is annotated as protein NAR1. NCBI's taxonomy places the organism in Eukaryota, Viridiplantae, Streptophyta, Magnoliopsida, Nymphaeales, Nymphaeaceae. Bases 152 to 1582 code for a protein of 476 amino acids. Gene Ontology annotation, molecular function: 4 iron, 4 sulfur cluster binding. The record is from RefSeq and is a predicted model, not a curated record. Gene Ontology annotation, cellular component: cytosol. The transcript has 11 exons.
AUGGGCGAUUUCUCUGGCGUCUUCAUGUCUUGUUCUGUUCUUCCAUUUCUCUGUCGACUUCUCCCUCGACGCCGUCUUUUCGGCUCUCGGAACCCUAACUCUGUUCGUCCUCUUUGUCUCUCUCUCGAGUCGCGCUUCAGAGGAGCCCGAGAUGUCUGAGAAAUUCUCACCGGCUUUGAGACUAGCGGAUUUGAACGACUUCAUCGCUCCUUCGCAGGCGUGUAUCAUUCCCUUCAAGGGAAAGAAAGCUUCUUCCAGAGAAGAGGGCCAACAAAAGUUGCUAUCUCAGAAAAGUCAGUCUCAAAGUGAACCUGUCAAAAUCACACUACAUGAUUGCUUAGCUUGCAGUGGUUGUAUAACAUCAGCUGAGACUGUGAUGCUUCAGCAGCAGAGCUUGGAAGAGUUUCUUUCUCAUUUAGAAUCAAAGAAAAAGUCUGUUAUAGUAUCUGUGUCACCUCAAUCAAGAGCAUCCUUAGCAAACCAUUUUCAACUCUCUCCUCUUCAGGUUUUCAGAAAGCUCACUCAGUUUUUGAAGUCUUUAGGAGUGAAGGCCGUAUUUGAUACAAGCUGCAGUCGGGACCUCUCACUCAUUGAAUGUUGUCAUGAAUUUAUUGAGAGAUACAAACAUCAGAAUGCAGUUGAUGGUGGAGUCCUUCCUGUGCUUUCUUCAGCGUGUCCAGGUUGGAUAUGUUAUGCUGAGAAAACGCUUGGAUCUUAUAUUUUGCCUUAUAUAAGCACAGUGAAGAGCCCUCAGCAGGCAAUGGGAACCAUAAUAAAGAACCAUGUUUGUUGGAAAAUGGGACUCAAACCAGAUGAAGUUUACCACGUAGCUGUCAUGCCCUGUUAUGAUAAAAAACUAGAAGCUGCAAGAGAUGAUUUUAUGUUCUCUGUUGAACGCCAAGGAGAAACAGGUCAGGAGGCUGCAGGUCCAAGGGUUUCUGAAGUAGAUUCAGUUUUGACGUCUGGAGAAGUUCUGGAUCUCAUACAGCUAAAGGCUGUCGAUUUCAAGUCGUUGGAAGAAGGUCCUUUGGACAGACUAUUAACUAAUGUUGAUGAUGAAGGACACUUAUAUGGUGUGCCUGGAGGCUCUGGUGGAUAUUCAGAGACUGUCUUCCGUUAUGCUGCCAAAGUGUUGUUUGGAAAGGUUAUUGAAGGACCAAUUGGCUUCAAAACUAUAAGAAAUUCAGAUUUUCAAGAAGCAAUCUUAGAGGUUGAAGGUAUGACAGUGCUAAAAUUUGCACUUUGUUAUGGAUUCCGGAACCUCCAAAAUAUCGUGAGAAAAAUCAAGAUGGGGAAGUGUGAAUACCACUUUGUGGAGGUCAUGGCAUGCCCUUCAGGUUGUUUGAAUGGCGGUGGUCAGAUCAAACCAAAUAAAGGUCAAUCUGCAAAAGAGGUUAUCCAGUUGCUGGAGCAUUUGUAUACAAAAGAUGUAAUGGUUGCUGAUCCAUUUGAGAACCCUCUAGUUAUAAACCUUUACAAGGAAUGGCUAGAGCAUGCUGGUUCGGGGAAGGCACGACAGUUCGUUCACACGCAGUAUCAUUCCGUGGCCAAAAGUUUAACCGCCCAAUUAAGCAAUUGGUGAUUGAGUGUGUGUAUUUUUGUCCCCAUAACCGUAGCUUAUGCCUUCAAAUAAAAUGGCUGCACUCUUUAUGGGUUGUGUACUGGGCGACACCAUGCACCAUGUAACAUUUUGUAUUCUAUAUUCUUUUUGAUGUGUUUUCAUCCCAACAAAUGUGCAUUUUUUGAUGCAAUAAAUGUAGACGGUUAUUUAUCAUAUAAUACGUUUGAACUUUGAAUAACCAAAGAAAAAAUUCAGUUAUCUCA